CUUCAGCUAGCAGCAUGUGUGAAAGGGGGUGAAGAGGUCAUAUAUAAACGUAUGACCUCUGACCUUAGUCGACCCACAAGCAAUCCACCAUGGCCAGUGAGGUCGCUGACCUUUCCGCUCUUCAGACAGUCGGAUCGAUCCCAUGUAAAAAAAUAAAUUGGCCCGAUGCUGCACCACAACCCGUCAUUCAGCUAUCGGUCCAACCACCCCUUAACGCUACUCUAGUGGCGAAGAGCAGUCCUCGCCCCCGUCAGCACCGCAGAGCUUCGAGUUCCAGUUUGCCGAGCAGACGGGGCCGGUGCUCGCCGGCCCUGGAGCAAAGAAAGAGAGCCUGCUGUCGAUGCCUGGGAUGCCGUCCAUGAUGGGGCUACCGAAGCUGAGCUCAGAGCAGCAGGAGGCAGUGAUGAGAGCUAAGAAGUACGCCAUGGAGCAGAGCAUCAAGAGUGUGCUGGUCAAACAGACAUUAGCACACCAGCAACAGCAAAUGUCCAACCUCCAGAUGCAAGCCCAGAGGCAGCGUGCUAUCGCCCUGAUGUGCAGGGUGUACGUCGGCUCCAUCAGCUUUGAACUGAAGGAAGACACCAUCCGUCAAGCCUUCCAUCCCUUCGGUCCCAUCAAGAGCAUCAACAUGUCCUGGGACCCCAUCACCAUGAAGCACAAGGGAUUUGCCUUUGUGGAGUAUGACCUUCCUGAAGCAGCCCAGCUGGCCCUGGAGCAGAUGAACGGUGUCAUGAUAGGUGGAAGGAAUAUCAAGGUUGGUCGACCAAGCAAUAUGCCCCAGGCACAGCCAGUAGUAGACCAAAUUAUGGAAGAAGCUAAGAAUCAGCCUAGGAUAUUUAUCACAUCAAUUCAUUCAGAUCUCUCAGCUGAUGAUAUCAAAAGUGUAUUUGAAGCCUUUGGUAAAAUUGUAACCUGUAGUCUACCAUCAGACUCUAUUGGAGGAAAACACAAGGGUCAUGGGUUGAUUGAAUACGAGAACAUGCAGUCAGCUUCGGAUGCCAUUUCAUCGAUGAACCUCUUUGAUCUCGGAGGCCAGUUUCUUAGAGUUGGAAGAGCGAUUACCCCUUCAACAAUGACUGCGAUUCCUGCUGUUCUUACUGGCACUGGUCUUCCACCCGCUGCUGCUGUUGCUGCCGCCGCUGCUACAGCUAAGAUACAGGCCCUUGAUGCUGUGACAGCACCAGCUGCAGCUGCAGCUCUCAGCAUGGUGAGUGGAGCCCCGACCAGCCUCAUCAACCCUACCGCCUUGACCGCUGCUCCCGGACUUCUGGCAACGCCUCAGGUUGGCAUUCUGGGUAUGCCCCAUGCCGUCAUGGCAAGUUCAGCUGCUGGAGUUAUCACAGGAGUGACACCCGUCAGACCCCAGAUUGCUACGAUCCCUAUCUCCACAGCAGCUCCUGGUGUCCUAACGACGGCCCCCGGGAUGACUGCUGGCUUGAUGGCCCCUACCAUGGUAGCCGCAGCAACGGCCGGUAUCACAACGGAACUACCCAAGGAGGAAGUGGUGGAGACGAAAGAUGCAGAGCUUCCGCAGACCAUCAGCGAGCAGGAGAACAUGACGAUAUCAGGCAGCAACGCAAGGCACAUGGUCAUGCAGAAACUACUCAGAAAAUCAGAUUCAUGUGUUAUGGUGUUGCGCAACAUGGUGGGCGUAGAGGACCUUGAUGAUGACCUGGAAGGAGAGGUGACGGAAGAAUGCGGCAAGUUUGGAACGGUCAACAGAGUGGUCAUCUACCAAGAGAGACAGGGAGAAGAGGAAGAUGCGGAGGUCAUCGUCAAAAUCUUUGUGGAAUUUGGAGAUCCAGCAGAAGCCGAGCAAGCAGCUGAUGCUCUCAACAGUAGAUGGUUUGGUGGCAGGAUGGUCCGGGCAGAGAUCUACGACCAAGACAAAUUUGAUUCAAGUGACUUAUCGGGUUGAUCCUUUUCUCUUCUUCCAACCUGUUCAUUCUUCUAUAUCUCCAAUUCACAUGGUGAUUUCAAGUUCAGUGUUGACAGAUGGUAUAGGUGUUUGGUCAAUUUUUAUGCCAGCCUCGGCAUUUGAAUUAAAGGUAGUGCAAGAUCUGAACUUUUGAGCCAUUGAUAGUGUCAAUAGUGUUGAUGAUUGGUGUAAAUCUGCAUUUGGUGAUGGGGGUAUCUUAGGUGGCCAAAUGUGUACUCUCGACUUAAACACCAGCCAGCACUAAUGUCAACACCAAAAUUGAUAUCACCAAUUGUGUUCUUUCCAUCUUUUGCUGAUUCAUCAGUCUUGUCCACCUUGAUAACUGUUUUAUGUAAGAUCCUGAACGUCCUUUUCUUUAAUCCAUGAGCACCUAAACCUGUGGUAAGAAGUUUUUUGGUUCUUUAAAUUCAAAGAAAGUCAGUAGAGGACCAGAGGCUUAUGCAAACAGACUUUAGGCUGUUAGGUCCAGGGGUAUGUCGGACGAAUGUGUUGGAAACGUAUGCAUGACUUUACAAUUGGUUUGAAAUAUGACAAGCCAAAUGGGUGUGGUCAAUCAUUUUAUAAUCACUUCAGCUAAAAUUAAAGUAUGCAGAUUCAGAGUAACAAUCUUAUCAUAAAUAAUUAUAUUUCAUUCAAAGGGCAUUUUUUUUCUCAGUUCAAGUUAGAUAUCUGGAAAUGUAGUUGGCUUCGAAUGAGGAGGAAAUUUUUUGGCCAUACCAUUCAGCAAUCCAUAUUUAAUUCAUUCAUAAAGCCAUUUAGGUUAUUGAAACACUUCCCAGAAGCCUAUUAUGCCACAAUCAAACCAACGAAACUGACGUUACUCAGACUGAUCAAAUACCAUUCAAAAUAACAUAUUUGCUUUGAUUGGUCUAGAGUUGGUUUCAUUGGUCUAACUGAAGCAUGAGAUUUAGUAGCAUAUUCAGAAGUGGUAACUCUCAAUACUCUUUUGCUCAAACCUCGCAUUACACUUAGUUGAAAAUCUGUUCAUAUUGAUUUGAAUCCUUAGUAUAAGAAAUUAUAUGUGUUUUGGUAAUUCAAUUAUGAAAUAAGUAUAAUGAAAUACAUGGCUUGCAUUCAAUAAAACAAACUUAAGUUAUCCAAUGCAAACAAACUUUCACAUCCUCAAAUUGGCACCCAACUUAUUCAGAUGCAUAAAUAAAUCUUCCACUAAAGUUGGCAGAUUGUACUGCAUUAUGCAAUAUAUUUAUUAUAACAGUUUUAUUUUAGAUAUAUUGACUGCUGAUAGAAUAUGAAUGGAAAGUAAAUAUUGGUGUUUUGCCAAUUUGAGGAGAGAACCACAAAGCAUUGUGAUGUUUGGAAAAUGAUAUCUGUGACUGAUCUUCUCUCAAGUGUAUUCCAGUAAGAAAGUCGAGAUUAUGUCUCUAAUCUACCCUUUCAUAUGUACAAUGAAAUAUCAUGCAAUGAAGUUUGUUUAUUCUAUUCUUUGUAUUUGUCACACUUUUAUAUCAAUGUAAUGAAUGCACAAUCAAUAUUAUGACUUGUUCCAUUUCAGUGAGUAUGUAUCAAGAAAAGUAUAUUCAUGGAUGGGUUUUUAUCCCAUUUAGUCUGUUGUAUCAAUUAAUUCCAUCGUUGAAUCCUGCUAUUCUGUUUCUUGGUGGUGAUUUUAUUUUUACCUGGUUGCUAUUGUGUGAAUGCUUGUAAGAAAGCAACCAGAGGACUGAAGGCUUAAGGUCCUCUCUGAGGAAACUGGUAAUGAGGAUAAAUUCCUUACCAAAGGGCACUAGUGCACCAAGUGGGAAAUCAAAUCUUCUUAGGCAUAAUUUGUAUGUUCUGGGACUAAUUCACUAAAACUGCUAAAUUCAGUUUUUAGAGGUUUAAUCUAUUAUGUGAUAUUUCACUGCAGCAUUUAAAAAUGAUUUUACCUGUUAGUGAAUGAUACAUGUAGAGAGUGAAUUUGCUAGAGAUUUAGCAAAUGUUAUUGAUUUCAUGUUUGUUAAACGGGCAGAGAUGAAUGUAAGUAAUUACUACACUGGUUUUAUUAUUAUUUUUCAUUUUCAUAGAUCUGAUUUCAUUUUGUGGCAUGAUGAUCAACAUACCUAGUCAAAAUUUAAAUACAUGACAUUUUAAUUGGUUGAUAUUCUUUUUUUAAAUAUUUUUUAAAUACAUUUUUUGGUUCUCAAUGGAAUACAUGCUCUGCAUUUGAUGCACGUGCAUUAUGGGUGAUUUCUACAGACUUUCAAGUCACUAUAUUAUUGUCAUGCUGCUUAGGGUCUCUUUUUUUAGGAAGAGUUGCCAGAUAUAUCAGAACCCAAGAUGUUUUUCUUACCCUUUGUAUUGAAGAUGACCAUACAGUAUGUCCAUUGAGAGAUGUAUUGCAUAAAUGUACACCGUAAAUAGUGUUCAAUCUUAAGCUGUUGCUUGCUGCUAGAUGGAGGGUAGUCUGCUGUGCAAACCCUUCACUCAAGGAAAGUGGUCUGAAUUCUCAGCCUACAGUGACUUGUGUACAGAAGGUCCAACUUGCUCGGGAAGAGCAAGUUGUAUCUUAGCUAGUCUUUUGUGAAGACCCACUUGUUGAUCAAACGUUUCAAUCAUGGUCUGUUCCUGCAGACUAGACGAAGAUUAUCAGCUUACAUGAUCACUUUCUCGUAAAGCAUAAAGACUUCGGAAAAUGGGAUUGUGAACUUAAACACCUAAUCUGAUUCUCCUUAAGGAAUCUGUCAGAUUGACAAAGAAAUUAGAUGAUUUUUUUUUUCAUUACACAAAAUUUUAACUGUAUACCAGAUGUAGUCUGAAGCCAGCUGAACCCAAGUCAAAGGUCACAAGCUACUAGAAAACUCAAAACACUGAUUGAAUUUCACCUCCUUAACUUAAGCCAUCAUGCAUCCUCCCACACUUUGCCUCCACCCAGGUGUUAAAUGGUUUCCAAGAGGAUGCAAAAGCCUAUCUGGUAUGCCUAGCAAUUAAGAUUGGAAACUCUUGUGAAAAUGCUGCCCAUGGAGUGGAGAAAGUGUGUAAAAAGUUUGCUGGCAAGGCAGGAUUCAAUGGCGGGGAUAAUGUAUCUGUAAAAACCUUGAGACGUCUUAUUAUAUAGCGCUAUAUGAAAGUGGAAUAGCAUCAUUAUUAUCCCUAAUUUAAGAAGUUUAUUAUCAACCUUUGGUAACAGUGUCUCCCACCUCAGAAAUACCCCUCUUGCUCUGAUUAUUUAUUUUAAAGCAGAAUAUUGCAAUGCAAUUGAGCUUUUUGUAAGGGACCCCAUUAAAUUUGAUAAGUAUAAAGUACAACUGAAGCUAGGGCCAAAUAAAGUAUACUGUUGAAUGCAAGUGUUAAUGUGUAAGUGUUCAUGAUCUAUAUUAUUAUGUAUGUGCUUUCAAAGUGCUGUAAUUAUUUAUGUCAGCCUUAUUAGCUGUUGUUCUGCCAGCUACCAAACUCAUUGUAAAUAAAGAAUUGUGUACAUAUUUUA
Molecule: messenger RNA, 5360 nt
Organism: Lytechinus pictus (painted urchin)
Lineage: Eukaryota; Metazoa; Echinodermata; Echinoidea; Temnopleuroida; Toxopneustidae
Product: poly(U)-binding-splicing factor PUF60-like
Exons: 11
Coding region: 341-1918 (525 amino acids)
Biological process (GO): regulation of alternative mRNA splicing, via spliceosome; alternative mRNA splicing, via spliceosome; mRNA splice site recognition
Cellular component (GO): precatalytic spliceosome; catalytic step 2 spliceosome
Molecular function (GO): RNA binding
Source: RefSeq, a predicted model, not a curated record